CUCCCUUGACGGCAUAUCGCCGCCUGCAGCUUGUUGAGAGAUAGAAAGGAGGGGCAAGCUUAAGGGGCGCGAGCAAAGCAGGGACAGACUGGGCAGCAAGAAUCGGCGAAGAAAGAGACUAGCAAGUACAUGCCUAGGGCAGCAGGGGCGCGACGACAGAGCGACGAUUUCGACGAAUCGAUCCCACUCGCGACCUUUGGUGGUACCCAGCAGCGAAAACAACGGCGAGACGACAGACAACAAGAGGAACCAGGCAUCAUGAAGUUCUCGCACAGCUUGCAAUUCAAUAGCGUGCCCGACUGGGCCGACAGGUACAUUGCCUACUCGAAUCUGAAAAAGGCCAUCUACAACCUCGAGCAGGAGCAGCCGCCCGACGUACCUCCCGCUGCCUCCAAUGUCGGCGACGACAUCGAGCAAGAGUCGGCUGCGCUCCUGGCCCACUCGUCUCCGUCGGAUGCUGACACGACGUUUGUGCCGCUGCUGGACAAGGAGCUGCGCAAAGUCGUCGCCUUUUACGGCCUCAAGGAGGCGGACCUGUUCAACGACCUCGACAAGCUCCGUGCCGACCUUGACCGGACAGAGGCUGAAGAGGGCGCUUACGAUGACGACCGAGACGACGAUUUUUCAGACGAGGAUGCGGUAGGAUCCGACGAUGGAGACGAGGGUGCCGAACCACUGUCGACGCCGACAACGAUGAGGGGCACGCGCCAGCGCCGAGCAAGUCUCGAAAACCUUUUCCAGGAUCCACAGCGCUACAACGAAGCGUCUAGGGAGGAGCGGGAGUUGCGAGGCUGGACGACCAGACCAAAGGCGAUGCGCCGUCAGAGCCGAGCGGGCCAGCAGGCGACGGCAACAAGCGCCGCCGGUGGAGACGAGCUCGUCGACACGUCGACCAGUGUGGAUGCUGAUGCACCCCCGCACAGACCCAGAAGGCUGAGCCAAGCACUGGCAGACGAUAGCCCCAACGGCGCCCCAUCUACACGACCUCGGCGCACUUCGACCCAGGGCCCCGUGCGGCGACUGUCGAGCAUGUUCAAGCGACGGUCAUCCUACCGCAAGUCGCUCGGCAUCGUCAGUACAGGCGGAGACGGCCAGGCGACCGAGGCGGGGUCCUCUGCUAGGCCGGGUGACCUGUCUGCGUCCAUGUCGCGAGGAACAGGCGCAGAGAGCGAAGGAGGAGCUUGCAGCUUUGCCGAGAACAAGAGCAUGAGCGUCUGGACCGCGGAAAACGACUGGGCCAUCGACCUGCGCAUCACGUUCAAGAAGCGCAUCACCAAUCUCUUUGUCACCAUGAGCGAGCUCAAGCAGUUUGUCCAGCUCAACGAGACGGGCAUCAAGAAGAUUGUGAAAAAGUACGACAAGAUCCUCAAGUCUAAUCUGAAGGACCGCUACCUGUCCGACGUUGUGGCUCUCCAGUACCCCUUCCAGGCUCCCACGCGGGCCAAGCUCGACGACGCCAUCGCGGGGUUGACCAACUACUAUGCAAAGGUCGUGACCUCGGGUGACAUGGAUGCCGCCUCGUCGCAGCUCAAGACCUACCUUCGCGAGCAGGUCGUCUGGCAGCGCAACACCGUCUGGCGCGAGAUGAUUGGCAUCGAGCGCAGGGCUCAGGGUGCUACGCUGGAGCAGAACAUCAUGGGCAGCCGCAUGAUCCAGGACGGCGAGGAGGUGAAGCCGACCCGCAUCUGGACUCCCUUUGGCAAGGUUCGACUUCCGCACUGGCUCGGCAUCUCGACGGUGCAGCUCUUUGUCGCCUUUGCCAUGCUUACGCUGCUUCUCAAGGCGCCCGGCCUGCGCUUCUUCAGUCGCAUCGAGGAGCAGAACUGCCUCGCCAUGCUCGUCUUUUGCACCAUCCUCUGGGCCACCGAGGUGAUCCCUCUUUUCGUCACGUCCCUCAUGGUACCGCUUCUGGUUGUCACGCUGCGAGUAGCGAGGACUGACGACAUCGAAGACCGGCGCAUGACGGCGCCCGAGACGACCAAGUGGAUCUUCUCCCAGAUGUUUGCGCCCAACAUGUGCCUGCUUCUGGGUGGUUUCACGCUCGCCGCUGCUCUGUCCAAGUACAGCAUCGACAAGCUCCUGGCCCAGAAGGUGCUUCGCCUGGCUGGAACAAGGCCAGCGACGGUGCUGCUUGCUCACAUGGCAGUGGCCUGCUUCGCCAGCAUGUGGAUCUCCAACGUCGCUGCGCCCGUGCUCAUGUACUCGCUCAUCCAGCCCAUUCUCCGCAACCUGCCCUCCAAGUCGCCCUUCGCCUCUGCCCUCAUCAUGGGGAUCGCUCUGGCGUCCAACAUUGGCGGGCAAACGUCGCCCAUUGCCUCGCCUCAGAAUCUCAUUGCGCUGCAGUACAUGGACGACGAGCCCCUCGGCUGGCUCCAAUGGUUCGCCAUCACGAUUCCCGUCUCGGGCUUGAGCCUGAUCAUCAUCUGGCUCCUCUUGCUCUGGAGCUACGGUUCGGGCCGAGGCACCGUCAUCAAGCGCGUAGGCGAGAGCCGCGACUCGUUUACAGGCAUCCAGUACUUCAUCUCGGCCGUCGCCUUGGCUACGAUUGUACUGUGGUGCCUCGAGAGGAACUUUGAGCACAUCGUCGGCGACAUGGGCGUCAUUGCUAUCCUGCCCAUGAUUCUCUUCUUCGGCACGGGCAUCCUGACCAAGGAAGACUUCAACAACUUCCUGUGGACCAUCGUCUUCCUGGCCAUGGGAGGAAUCGCCCUCGGGAAAGCCGUCACGUCGAGCGGACUCCUGGCGUCUCUCGACGAGUUGAUCCAGGAGCUCGUCAAGGGCAUGCCCAUCUGGAAGGUCAUGUGCUCCCUCUUGGCCAUCUGCCUCGUCGUCGCCACCUUUAUCUCCCACACCAUUGCGGCCGUGCUCCUCGUGCCCAUCGCCGCUCAAGUUGGAGACAGCCUCGCGGAGCCGCACCCGCGGCUUCUCAUCAUGGCCACAGUCCUCACAGCCUCGGCAGCGAUGGGCCUGCCCGUCUCGGGCUUCCCCAACAUGGCCGCGUCGGCGCAGGAAGACUCUACGGGCAAGCGCUACAUCCGAGUCAGCGACUUCCUCCGCGUCGGCAUUCCCGCGUCGAUCCUGGCCACCAUUGUUGCAGGCAUGCUUGGCUAUGCCAUCAUGUCCCUCCUUGGUCUGUGAUCCAUUCUUCCUCUUACAGUACAGUACAAGCACUAGAUUACACAAUGGCCCUGUUUUGCCUCUCUCUCUUUUCGAGCUCGUCAUGACACGUCCAUCUUUUCAUCUUGCUGGGCGAGGAGUGUGUCUGCUCGUUGUGUGAAGUUUCCUCGGACGGUU
Messenger RNA from Acaromyces ingoldii, 3294 nucleotides. RefSeq names its product SPX-domain-containing protein. Gene Ontology annotation, molecular function: phosphate transmembrane transporter activity. The coding region runs from base 259 to 3138 and encodes 959 amino acids. Gene Ontology annotation, cellular component: membrane. Gene Ontology annotation, biological process: monoatomic anion transmembrane transport; phosphate ion transport; polyphosphate metabolic process. Lineage: Eukaryota; Fungi; Basidiomycota; Exobasidiomycetes; Exobasidiales; Cryptobasidiaceae. The record is from RefSeq and is a predicted model, not a curated record. The transcript has a single exon.